ACGCCAUCUUCCAAACGCCACAUGAUGGGAGGGGAGCGGAGACAGGUGGGGUGCGCGUUGAUGGGAGCCACAGUAUUUUAAUUCAUCUGGACUCAGUGACUCCAUGCCCUUGUAUCCUUACCGCCUGCUGCUGCUGCAGCACUGUUAAGCAACACUAUCCUUCAACUGGACAAGGUGGACUGGCUGCGCACAACUGUAACAAGGCAGAUGGCAUCCCCCUCAGGAAACGACAGCAUCGUACCUAAGCAAACCAAAAGUAAAUGUGACAUCAGUGAUGUCACAAAGGAAAGUGAUGCACCCCUUAAUGAUCGGCUCAUUCCAAACCCCACUGAUGUAAAUAUAGUGGAAAGAGAACAUCCCUAUGCAUCCCACAUCUCCCGCUUUGCCAUGUUCCCAUCCUUUCGGUCGUCAGGAGAUCCUCCAACGGGAGUCAGGACAGCGGCGUUCCCUUUCAUUAGCCCCAUCGUCCCGACUACACCAAAGGUUACUGUGCUCAGCAAAACGAAAGGUGGUCCAUACAGGCAUGAGGUUAUGGAGACACCCACGAGGGCGAAGCCAGCCAAGUGGACAGGGGAGCUUGGCUUCUUGGAACGUCCAAAACCCACGAGGGGAGUAAGGCAUGCUUUGUACGCCGCGCCCUCAAGGGCCGUGUUGCCCAACCCCAAACUUCAUGACGGGGAUUUGACGGCUUCCGAACGGACGAGUAACAUUUUGAGGAAUAUGGAUAAGAUGCACUGGAUCACCUCUUAUCAGAUGCACUACAAAGGGUUGCAGCCAGCUUGUAAAACUGAUGACUUCAGGGCAAAAACGAGUGAGCCCGCUGGGAGGACUUCACAUUCUGCACCACUGGGAGCAGAGAGAGAAAGGUCUAUUUAUGUGCUUGUUCCCUCUAAACUGAGACAAGAAGCAAGAAGAAGACAGGGGAGAAAUAUGAAGAGCACUUACGCUGACACGUUUUUAAACCCAACGGCAAACCAAGGCGCCCAUCGAAGCCAACGUGGCUCUCACACGAUGAUGUGUGAAUGCAACGACGCAACGGAUCGGCACCAAAUUGUUCCUAAUCCCUCAAACGCUGUUUCGGGUGGAGCAGAAGCCACCGAGUCUUCACGCACAACUCAAGUGGAGAGCAAGGAGGAGGCAAAAGUGCAUUUCGAUGAAAGCCCCACAAAGCCUCCCGCGGCGACAAACAUCCAAGACGCCAAACGCAACCUGCCGCGGCUUCGUGUGCUGCCUGGCAUCGCGCCCGUGGGACGAGCCGCUGGAAUUCGGGAAGGUGAGCCCGGCGGCCUUCUGGGCCUUCAAAGCUCUUAUUCGAGGUCAAAGGCCCAUCAGGCCUUCAACAGCUCCAUCAAGUACGCUUCUCUCAACCUGAGGGACAAUGUGUUCGUAGGCAAGAAACACAACUUCUACGGCCUCAACUGUAACAUCAUCCACUGAUAAUCUCGUUCCCCCACUUUUCGCCGCCUGUUAUGGUAAAUUGUAGUCAAAUUGUGCUAAAUGUACCAAGUGAAAUUUUUACUUUAAAUACUUUGAAUGUAGAAAAAUCACACCUCGAAUAUUAAAGUAAAAGGCAAACAUUCAGACGAGGAAAUGAAAAAGAGCUCAAAAGCGUUCUGUGAAAAGGUGCUUUGCAACACAACGUCCUUGAGGCUUUGACCCUCAGUUUGGAUUCAUGUAACAUUCUUUUCAUUUUCCUUUUUUCUUUUCAUUUUUGAUAUCCGACCAAAGAAAACCACGGACCAACAGUUGCAACUCUUCUCUUUAGGGCUCAAACCUUCUCCCGCUCCUCCUCUGACGGGAACUUGAUGAUAAACGGGAUCACAUUGGUUCAUUUCUUCUCAUGUGUGCGGUUUCAAAGGACUUUUAUGCACAUUUAUUUUGAUUGAAACACAGCACAGAGACUCUGAUGAUAACCUGCAAUAAAUGUUAGGUUGUUUUGUCUCCUCUGUCUAUUUGUCUGUGCACAAAAUCAGCAAAACCUUUCCCUGACAAAUGCAAAUUUUGUAAGAAUAAAUACAUUCCCAGCCACUCGGACAGACUAAUGAUACAUUAGAGAUUGUACACGUGCACAUUUAAGGAUUUAAUGUAGUCCUAAUGAAUGUUAUGUUUUGAUUGACACUAUUGAAGUA
Messenger RNA from Phyllopteryx taeniolatus (common seadragon), 2129 nucleotides. RefSeq lists its product as uncharacterized. Gene Ontology annotation, cellular component: centrosome. The transcript has 10 exons. The coding region runs from base 208 to 1437 and encodes 409 amino acids. NCBI's taxonomy places the organism in Eukaryota, Metazoa, Chordata, Actinopteri, Syngnathiformes, Syngnathidae. The record is from RefSeq and is a predicted model, not a curated record.